AUGUCUUCAAUCCCUCAUCCACUUUCCCCUUUGACGGGUGCAGAAAUCCAGUACGCUGCGGAGUUAAUUCAAGCUGCGUGGCCGGCCUCCGUCGCUCUGCAAUUCAAGGCCAUUACUCUCAAUGAGCCUGCGAAGCAAGAAUUAGUUCCUUAUCUCACGGCCCAAGAGAAGGGGUUGUCUCCGUCACCUCCCGAUCGCCGCGUCUUUGCUGCGUACUAUAUUCGCAAAACAGAACUCUUCCAUGAAGCUAUCGUCAACCUUACCACUGCAAAGGUCGAAAGCAACGUGAAGCUCGGUGCCAAUCUUCAUGGCAAUGUCGACUACGAUGAAGCCCAGAUGGUCGAAAAGAUCGCGCUUGAAGACCCGGCCGUCUUGGCUGAGAUCAAAAAGCUCGAGUUGCCCGAGGGCACCGUUGUUUGCGCAGACCCUUGGAUCUACGGAACUGACGGUGUUGGAGACGAGCAGCGCCUGUAUCAGGUAUUUCUCUACAUGAGAGAUCCGAACAACUCCUCCGAGGCCGACUCAAAUCACUACGCAUUUCCCCUUCCCAUCUCGCCCGUGAUCGAGUGCACCAAGUACAAGUUGAUCCGCAUCGACGUCAUGCCCACCGGCGCCGACAAUACCAUCAAGCCCGUCAGUCCAUACCAGCCCAAACCUCCAAACGAGUACAUCCCAGAGAGCCAGGACCUGCGCAAGGACCUCAAGCCUCUGCAGGUAAGCCAACCUGAGGGACCCAGCUUCAAGGUUACCCCUGUUGGUGAAACUGGACAUGUUCUCGAGUGGCAGAAGUGGACUUUCUUCAUCGGCUUCAACCAGCGUGAAGGCAUGGUCCUUUAUAACGUCAAAUACGAUAGCCGGCCACUCUUCUAUAGACUGUCUCUCUCGGACAUGAAUGUUCCGUAUGCAGACCCUCGUCAUCCCUUCUUCAAGAAAACUGCCUUUGACUUGGGUGAUGCUGGAGCCGGCGCUACAGCCAAUAAUCUCCAGCUUGGCUGCGAUUGCCUCGGAAGCAUUCAGUAUCUCAGCGGAGUCAUCUCCGAUGAUAAGGGUCAGCCGGAGGCGAAGGAAAACUGUAUCUGCAUUCACGAGCAAGAUGCCGGCAUCGGUUGGAAGCACACCAACUACCGUACUGGCCGUGCUGCAGUCGUCAGGUCACGAGAGCUGGUGCUUCAAUCCAUCAUUACUGUCUCUAAUUAUGAGUACAUUUUGAUGUUCCUUUUCAACCAGGCUGGUGAGGUUACAUAUGAAGUACGAGCUACCGGUAUCUUGUCGACUCAACCUAUCGACCACGAUUUGGACAAGAUCGGAGUACCUUUUGGUACUGUCGUCCACCCAGGCGUUCUUGCCGGCCACCACCAGCACAUCUUCUCUCUCCGAGUAGACCCCAUGAUCGAUGGCCACACCAACCAGCUCGUCUAUCAAGAGGCUCACCGAAUGCCGAGAGAUCCCGACUGGAACCCUCAUGGCAUUGGCUAUGGGGUCAUUGAAACGGCAGUUGAGAAGACGGCUGGCCUGGACCUUGAUGUCGACACCAACAGAACUUUCAAGAUCACCAACCCCAACUCGCUCAACCCAGUCAACGGCAAGCCUGUUGCCUACAAGAUCAUGGCUCCUCCGUUCCAGAAGCUCAUGGGCGACUCUGAAAGCUAUAACCACAAGCGAGCAGAAUUUGCCGACCACAACAUCUAUGUCACGAUUCACCGUGACCGUGAGCUUUACGCUGGCGGUUGGUACACGAAUCAGUCUCGCGGGGGUACAGGGGUGAGAACUUGGGCUGAGCGGAACGAGACUCUGACUCCGAACUCCGACAUCGUCGUAUGGGUUCAGUUCGGCAUCAACCAUGUGCCAAGAAUCGAAGACUUCCCGGUUAUGCCUGUUGAGAUCCUCAAGGUGCACCUGAAGCCCGUCAACUUCUUUGAUAAGAACCCGGCUUUGGAUGUCCCGCCAAGCGAGCAGAAGUUCAAUCAGAGCACCCUGGUUGAGUCGGAGAAAGGUAGCGGCAGCGCAAGUGGUGCAAGCUGCUGCAAUGCCCUGAGCCCCUCAUCCAAGCUAUGA
Colletotrichum chrysophilum is the source of this 2055-nucleotide messenger RNA. RefSeq lists its product as uncharacterized. The record is from RefSeq and is a predicted model, not a curated record. Gene Ontology annotation, molecular function: copper ion binding; quinone binding; primary methylamine oxidase activity. Bases 1 to 2055 code for a protein of 684 amino acids. Gene Ontology annotation, biological process: amine metabolic process. Lineage: Eukaryota; Fungi; Ascomycota; Sordariomycetes; Glomerellales; Glomerellaceae. The transcript has 4 exons.